AAAAUUUUACCAUCAUACGCCUAAAGAUGUUACACUUAACAAAAAUACGAAUUCUGUAAUCAAAACCAAAGAGAAUUUAAGUUUGAACCACAGAACACUUUUACUCUAAGCUUGAACUUCCAGUUUCCACUUUCCACCACGUUCAACUUUAAAUUUCAACAAAGAGUAAUUUCAAUCAAAACCCAAACCGGUAGAAUUGGAAAUGUAAAGUAUGGAUAUUUAGUUAAAAAUAUUUCUGUAAAUAGAUUAUUGCAUCACUUGGAAGGAUGGAGUUUAGUAAAAAACUCUCUGAGUGGGAUAAUGGCAAAGGUUUACGUGAACCAGUUAAAGCUUUAGAGGACAAAUGGAAGCUGGUGCCAUCAUUUCUAGAAGUUAAAGGUUUAGUUAAACAACACAUUGACUCUUUCAAUUAUUUCAUUAAUGUUGAGAUUAAGAAAAUAGUUCAAGCAAAUGAGAAAUUAUUCUGUGAGUCAGAUCCUCUAUUCUACCUCAAAUAUCUCAACGCCUAUGUGGGAACACCUGAUUUAGAAGAGGGAUUUAAUAUUACAAAGCCAACAACACCACAUGAAUGCCGUCUUCGGGACCUGACAUAUUCAGCACCAAUCACUGUUGACAUUGAGUAUAUAAGAGGCAACCAAAGAGUUAUUAAAAAUAAACAGCUUAUUGGGAGAAUGCCCCUUAUGCUGAGAUCUUCAAAUUGUGUUCUGACAAACAAAUCAGAUUUUGAAUUGUCUCAGCUUGAUGAAUGCCCACAUGAUCCAGGAGGCUAUUUUAUAAUAAGAGGUCAAGAAAAAGUAAUAUUAAUACAAGAGCAGUUGUCGAAGAACAGAAUGAUUGUUGAUGAGUUUAAGGGAGCUGUACAGUGCCAAGUGACCAGUUCAACACAUGAAAAGAAAACAAGAACUAAUGUAAUUCUGAAGAAUGGAAAAUAUGUGUUGAGACAUAAUGCUUUAUCGGAUGAUAUCCCAAUAGCAGUUGCUUUUAAAGCUAUGGGUAUAUGCAGUGAUCAAGAAAUAAUGCAGUUGAUUGGGACUGAUGAUAAAACAAUAAAAAAAAUGGCACCAUGCAUAAUGGAUUGUCACAAUUUGAAAAUUUAUACUCAGACUCAAGCACUUGCUUACAUUGGUCAUAAACUAAAACUAAAAAGGUAUCCAUCAGCAGCAGGUAAAGUUAAAACACCAAUAGAUGAGGCAAGGGAAUUGCUAGCGACAACCAUCUUGGCUCAUGUACCAGUUGACAAUUUUAAUUUUUAUGUCAAAGCUAUUUAUUUAGCAAUAAUGGUAAGAAGAGUGAUCGAAGCAGAAACUAAUAAAGUGGCCAUUGAUGACCCUGAUUACUAUGGAAACAAGAGAUUGGAAUUGGCCGGCUCUCUGUUAGCGCUGAUGUUUGAAGAUCUAUUCAAACGCUUCAAUUGGGAAUUAAAAUCUAUAGCUGAGAAAAUAAUACCGAAAGUGAAAGCUGCUCCUUUUGAUAUUGUGAAACACAUGAGACCGGAUCUUAUAUCAAAUGGAUUGUUUACAGCAAUUUCAACAGGAAACUGGACGAUUAAAAGAUUCAAGAUGGAACGGCAUGGUGUUACGCAGGUGUUAAGUCGUCUCAGUUAUAUCUCAGCCCUAGGAAUGAUGACUCGAGUGAACUCUCAGUUUGAAAAAACACGAAAGGUUUCUGGGCCGCGUUCAUUACAACCCUCCCAGUGGGGCAUGCUGUGUCCCUCUGAUACUCCCGAAGGAGAGGGAUGCGGUCUUGUGAAGAAUUUGGCAUUAAUGACGCAUAUUACUACGGAAUGCUCCGAGGAGCCUAUCUUAAGAUUGGCUUGCAACGCGGGAGUUGAAGAUGUUAGAAUAUUGGGUGGUGAAGAAAUUAAUCAUCCUGCUAAUUAUAUAGUGUUUUUAAAUGGCAACAUAUUGGGUGUUACAAGACAAUACAAGAAGCUCAUCAAAAUAUUCCGCAUGUUUAGACGUCGGGGACUAAUAUCGGCAUUCAUCUCUAUCUAUCCAAAUCACAACCAAAGAACUGUGUACAUAUGUAGCGACGGUGGUAGGCUCUGUAGGCCGUAUAUCAUUGUAGAGAAGGGAUUACCUCUGGUCAAGCAAAAACAUAUAAAUGAACUCAAAAGACGUCUGCGGAAAUUCCAAGACUUUCUCAAUGAUGGCAUGAUAGAGUAUUUAGAUGUCAAUGAAGAAAAUGAUAGUUAUAUUGCUACAGUAGAAGCUGAUAUAGAUCCGUAUGUGACAACGCAUUUGGAAAUUGAGCCGUUUACCAUAUUGGGUGUGUGCGCUGGCCUUGUGCCAUAUCCUCAUCACAACCAGAGUCCAAGGAACACAUACCAAUGCGCUAUGGGGAAACAAGCUAUGGGUACAAUUGGCUACAAUCAAAAGAACAGAAUCGAUUCGUUGAUGUAUAAUUUAGUAUACCCUCAAUGCCCAAUGGUAAAAACAAGGACAAUCGAAUUAACAAACUUUGAUAAAUUGCCGGCUGGUCAAAAUGCUACCGUAGCUGUGAUGAGCUACAGCGGUUAUGAUAUAGAAGAUGCUCUGAUUCUGAACAGGGCAUCCAUCGAUCGUGGCUAUGGGAGAUGCUUGGUAUACAAAAAUGCAAAAACAACGAUGAAAAGAUACAGCAAUCAAACAUCUGAUAGAAUCUUGGGUCCAUCGAGGGACGCUACUACUGGGAAAGUUAUAAAAGCACAUGACAUAUUGGACACUGAUGGUAUUGCAUCUCCGGGCGAAAUGGUCGAAAACCGACAAGUUCUGAUCAAUAAACAAAUGCCUCCCGCCAACGUCACUCCCGUAGCUCAAGGACAGAUUCAACAAAUUGAAUAUAAAGACGUACCUGUAACAUAUAAGGGACCAGUGGAAUCCUACGUUGAAAAGGUUAUGGUCUCUUCUAACGCCGAUGAGGCUUGUCUUAUCAAAAUGUUAUUGAGGCAAACGCGAAUUCCGGAGAUUGGUGAUAAGUUCAGUUCUCGGCAUGGACAAAAAGGCGUCACAGGUCUUAUUGUCCAGCAAGAAGAUAUGCCCUUCAAUGAUAGAGGAAUCUGUCCAGAUAUGAUCAUGAACCCACAUGGGUUUCCAUCGCGUAUGACAGUAGGAAAGACUAUUGAAUUGCUUGCGGGUAAAGCUGGUCUGAUGGAAGGGAAAUUCCACUAUGGUACCGCUUUUGGAGGCUCUAAAGUAAAAGAUGUCUGCAAGGAGCUCGAAAAACAUGGUUAUAAUUAUCAAGGCAAAGAUAUAUUUUAUUCGGGUUUGACGGGCGAACCUCUUGAGGCGUACAUUUAUUCUGGGCCGGUGUAUUACCAGAAGCUGAAGCACAUGGUACAAGACAAGAUGCAUGCCCGGGCGCGAGGGCCGCGAGCGGUUCUCACGCGGCAGCCCACAGAGGGGCGCGCGCGGGACGGGGGGCUGCGACUCGGGGAAAUGGAGAGGGACUGUCUGAUUGGCUACGGAGCGAGUAUGUUGCUGAUGGAGCGGCUCAUGUUCGCGUCGGACGCGUUCAGCGCCGACAUCUGCGGUGCGUGCGGCCGCCUGGCCAGUCGCGCCUGGUGCCACGCGUGUCGCUCGUCCGCGCGGGUCGCGAGCGUCGAGAUGCCGUACGCGUGCAAGCUGCUCUUCCAGGAGCUGGCUUCCAUGAACAUAGUGCCGCGACUUACUCUUAAGCGUUAUUGCUGAAUAAACUGUCAUACAUA
Messenger RNA from Leptidea sinapis, 3685 nucleotides. RefSeq names its product DNA-directed RNA polymerase III subunit RPC2 (gene RpIII128). The coding region runs from base 267 to 3668 and encodes 1133 amino acids. Gene Ontology annotation, molecular function: DNA-directed RNA polymerase activity; ribonucleoside binding; DNA binding. The transcript is spliced from 12 exons. NCBI's taxonomy places the organism in Eukaryota, Metazoa, Arthropoda, Insecta, Lepidoptera, Pieridae. Gene Ontology annotation, biological process: DNA-templated transcription. Gene Ontology annotation, cellular component: RNA polymerase III complex. The record is from RefSeq and is a predicted model, not a curated record.